AUGGUGCGGGCAGGCGUCUCCCCCACCGCGUCAGCCAUGUCCAGCGUCCUGGUCGCCUGCGCGACGAUGGAGGACGCCCCGGGUGUCGGAGCGAUGCUGCACGGCGUCGCCCUCAAGUGCGGCGUCUGCUGUAGCAGCGUCAUCGUAGGAACAGCGUUGGUGGACAUGUAUGCCAAAUGCCGUGAUGUGUCAGCUGCCCGGCGGGUUCUCGAGGAGAUGGACGAGAAGAACGUGGCUACUUUCACAGCGCUUGUCAGCGGGUUCGCCUCAGCGAGAAAACCUCUUGACGCCAUGGUGCUGGUAAGGGAGAUGCAACAGUACGGGGUAGCACCGAACGUGAUGACGUACAGCAGCCUUCUUGGCUCGUUCGCGAGACCUGAGGACCUAGAUCAUGGCAGGCAAGCGCAUUGCGCAGUGGUAAAGACGGGUCUCGAGCGCAAUCCGUAUGUCUUGUCCACUCUUCUGACCAUGUACUCCAAGUGUGUCAGCUUAGAAGAUUUCAGGAAGGUGCAGACGGCUGUUUCAUGUCAGGACCAGGUAUCACUCAAUUCCGUGAUCUCGGGACUCUCCUCUUUGGGAAGAGGCGACGAGACGUUUCACCAGUUCAUGGCGAUGAGAAGGAAUGGCGCUGACACAGAUGUGUUCACCUUUACCAGCAUGCUCAAGGCUAUAGGUAACUCAUCCUCAUUGCUAGAAGGAAGACAAGUCCAUGCUCUGAUCCUCAAAACAGGACAUGAAUCCGAUGUCAAUGUCCAGAACGGUUUGAUCUCCAUGUACGCCAGACACGGCGAGAUAGGAGAAUCCACUGAUGUUUUCGCCUUCGUUGGAGCGCCCGACCUGGUUUCCUGGAACUCUCUUCUGUCAGGGUAUGCUCAGCAUGGGUAUGGGCAAGAGGUGGUUCAGGUGUUUGAACAGAUGAGGAGACUGAAUGUUCAGCCAGACCACACAACCUUCUUGUUGGUGCUCACAGCUUGCAGCCGCGUCGGUCUGGUCGAUAAAGGGUUAGAGUACUUCAACCUGAUGAAAACUGAUGGGUUUCUCGCAGGGGCAAGGCAAGAGCACUACGCGUGCAUUGUCGAUCUUCUUGGUCGAGCUGGCCAUCUCCAAGAAGCUGAGUCUUUGGUCCAUGACAUGCCCAUAGAACCCGGUGUGUCGGUGUACAGAGCUCUGCUUAGCGCCUGCCAGAUCCACGGCAACCUCGAGAUCGCGAUCCGGGUGUCGGCACACCUUAUCGAGCUCUACCCUCAUGACUCGUCUGCUCAUGUUCAGUUAUCGAAGGCCUUUGCUGGCGAUGGGCACUGGGGUAAUGCCGCUGAAGUCAGGGAGGCCAUGGCUGGGAAAGGGAUAGUGAAGAACCCUGCCUGGAGCUGUGUCGAGAACCAGAUGCAGGUUGCAUAAGAAGGUUGACAUUGCAUGAUUCAUGUUGUUUAGCAAAACAAUUUGCCUUUGCUGGCCUGGAGUGUGACUUAAUGGUCGCUCAUAAAUCUGAUGAACCCCUGAACCGUUUUGGAGAACAGAUAUCUCAUUGCUUGCUGUAUUUAUGCAUAAGGACACAAA
This is a messenger RNA of Lolium rigidum, 1557 nucleotides long. Its product is annotated as pentatricopeptide repeat-containing protein At3g24000, mitochondrial-like. Gene Ontology annotation, biological process: RNA modification. Gene Ontology annotation, molecular function: protein binding; RNA binding. Bases 1 to 1398 code for a protein of 465 amino acids. Lineage: Eukaryota; Viridiplantae; Streptophyta; Magnoliopsida; Poales; Poaceae. The transcript has a single exon. The record is from RefSeq and is a predicted model, not a curated record.